Molecule: messenger RNA, 939 nt
Organism: Parascedosporium putredinis
Lineage: Eukaryota; Fungi; Ascomycota; Sordariomycetes; Microascales; Microascaceae
Source: the annotation of a GenBank genome assembly
AUGAUCGACUUCACCUUGGACGAGGCCAUCGCGGUCUUCGAUACGCAGACCACCAUUGUAUUCCUCAUCACGCUCUGCAGCUUCUUCAUCCCUGUUUUCGGAUCUGGCCUGCAGUAUGAUAGGCUCUACACCUUUGCGAGGUUGAAGGAUGCCUCUGCCGCCGCCACUGGGGCUGGCUCAAGUGACGGGGCCAAGGAAGGCGAGGGAGGCGAGGAUUCUGGGCCGGUCUGGGACUUUGUCACGCAAAGACAGUUCCCUCGCCUAGCUAAAGUUGGCGUUGACAUCUGGUGCCCUGACGCUGCCCGGCUUCCUCGGCAUCUCAGGGUGUGGAGGGAGGUCAUGACGGCUUUGAAUAUGGAGGAAGAGCUUCCACGUGAUCUUGCCGAAUAUCUCGGCAUCAACGAGAGACUGGGCAUCUUCAGAACGAGUCCCAUGAUGUCACGGGAAGUUCACCGGAAUGCGCCUAAUGCGGAUGAGGCCGGGUAUCAACCUACGGUAAGAUUCCAAGACUCCUACCCUGUUCAUCUCAUGAACAUUGCAAGUGUCGAAGAUAUGGCGACCAAGAUCGAAGACCCUACCCUCAAGGACCUCAGCGUUCGCAGGUUUAGGGCCAAUGUCGUCAUUACCGGUCCUCCUGCCUACGAUGAAGAUCACUGGAAGACUUUCCGUCUCAAGCAGGGCACGGCGUCCGUUCACUCGGACUGCACGUACCAUGUCUCGUGCCGAACCUCACGAUGCAAACUACCUAAUGUGGACCCUGCUACCGCUAUCCCUCACCCCGUAGAGCCGGACCGCUACCUUCGAAAGCACCGCAACAUUGACGACGGCUGCCCCAAGAAUGGCUGCCUCGGCAUGAUGCUCACCCCCUCUUCUCCGACCAAAGCAGGCGCGUGGCUCUGGAGUCGUGGCUCGAGCGAGACUGGGAAGGACAGAUCAUAA